Messenger RNA from Strongylocentrotus purpuratus (purple sea urchin), 1506 nucleotides. Its product is annotated as methyltransferase-like protein 27. Gene Ontology annotation, molecular function: S-adenosylmethionine-dependent methyltransferase activity. The record is from RefSeq and is a predicted model, not a curated record. NCBI's taxonomy places the organism in Eukaryota, Metazoa, Echinodermata, Echinoidea, Camarodonta, Strongylocentrotidae. The coding region runs from base 65 to 763 and encodes 232 amino acids. The transcript is spliced from 6 exons.
ACUUGUACGGUUUCGAGAAACGCUGCCCUGGUCUUAUCAAAAUAAGCAUCAAACAAUCCGCAAUAUGAAUGUGAAUGACAACGAGAAGGAUACCAAGGUAGAGAAAGAAAUCCCAACAGACUUGGCGAAAUGGGCACGGGCAUUCCGAGAAGAAAGCAAUACUGACGCACUCGAAGCUAAAUACGAUGAUUUUGCUGAACAAUAUGAUAAGAUAAAUGCCGCAUUGAAGGUCACUGGGCCUGUUUUGACUGCUGACGCCCUCACCCGGUUGGUAACGAAUCGAGAUGUGAGAAUACUAGACGUAGGCUGCGGCACUGGGCUUGUCGGUCAACAGCUCUACGAUAACGGAUACCGUGAUAUACAUGGAGUAGACAUGUCAGCUGGAUCAUUAAAGGUUCUUGAAAAGAAACAGAUUUACUCGAAGCUAGUAAAGGCUAGAUUUGAUCCUAGCACACCUCUCCAAUAUGCCGAUGGUUAUUUUGACGUGAUAAUAAGCGCUGGUGUUUUUGUACCGUGUCAUCUCACUCACGCCUGUCUUCCAGAGAUUAUUCGUCUUCUCAAAGCUGGAGGACAUAUUCUCAUCACCACGAGGAAAAACGUCUUUGAUGAGGAGAUGGCAGGCAUAAAGCUGAAAUCAUCCUUUGCCAGUCUGACCAAAGAUGGAGUACUCGAGAAGAUAUCACACGAGGAGAUCGGUUAUGCGACUGAGAACGAUGAAGUUACUCCAGGCUUGAUAUUAUCGUAUAAGGUCCUACAGCAAUGAAGGAAAUAUGAUAUGCAUGGGCGUCUGUUGCGGCACAAAUUGUCAAAGCUCAAAGCCGUAAGUGGCGUAACUUCAUAUCAAGCAUCAAGACACAGUAUGCAUACACACGAACAUACGGUCAAGGUCAUUUUAAGUAUGUGCGCGUGCGUGCGUGUUUGUGUGUUCGUGUGUAAUAUUUGUUCACUUUUACUGCAUAUAUCAUUGCCAUCUUAUUUUAAAUGCUUGAAUUAGUGCUGAAACGAAAACAUGUAUUUUUAUUUCAGUAGAUUACUCAGAAGGUAUUUUAAAGCAAAGUCUACAGUAUUCUCAUGAAAAUUGUAUGUAAAUUUCUUGUAUGUAGGUUUUCUUUUACCACAUCUUUAUUUACAGGUUGAAUUAUUUUAACUUGAAUCUUCUAUAUUUUCCUGAUUCCUGUAUUCUAGAACAUAUUCAUCUACUUUAUAUAUUCUAAAGUAUCUAAUUGUCCCUUAAUAUUCCAACAUAGUUUAAUGAAAAAAUGUUGUUGAACAGUUUUGAAUCGAGAUUUUACUCAAAACAUGUUUUCAACAUUAACAAAUUUUUGAAUUCCAGAAAUUCCAAAAGACGGAAAUUGGAGUAUCAUAAUAGCUGUAAAUUUUAAUAUUUGGUUUUAGCAGGUACCCUAACUUUGUGAUAAUCGGUUGCAUGUAAAAAUUUCAUCAUCAAAAAGAUCUCCUAAGAUCAACAAACCUGAAGCGAAUAAAAUUUCAAUCAGCAUUCUAUUA